CUUAUGGCCUGUUUGGAUACAAACAUUUCAUUUGAAAUGCUGUAAUUGGGCCAAUUCACAUGUUUGGCAAUUUAAAGUAUUUGGAAUUGGAUUUGGGCUCAACUACCUACACAUAUUAAAUAUACCUCAGCCCAUAUCAUUUGAAAUCCAUAGUAAAACACUGACAUUUGAAAUCCAAACCUCACUCUUCAUCCUCAAAACAUCACGAUAAAACUCGUUACUCAUUUUCUCUCUCUUCCAUUGGAGAUUUUUCGAGCUUUCUCUCUCCUCGUUGUCUGGUUUCACGGUUCUUCGGUUUCUCGUUUUGAUUGUCUCCCUCAAGCUCUCUCUCUCCUCAACACAUCGCGAGCUUUCUCUCUCCUCCUACAUUGCGAAAUCUUAUUUUUAAGGAACAAUGAAUUCCAAAAGACAAGGCAAAGAACCUAUGGGUCCUCCACGUAAACGGGGAUAUGUUGCGUGGAAUCGCCAAAUGGAUGUGAUUCUUACUUCCACAUUAUAUGAGCAAAUUAACGAAGGGAACAAGGGUGAUGGGGAUUUCAAGUCCCAAGCGUAUUAAGCCGUGGUGGACAAAUUAAGGGUUGAAUUGAAUAUAUCUGUGACUGUGGAUCAUGUUAGGAACCGAAUUAGGGUUUGGAAGAGGCACUAUGCUACUAUUACUGAAAUUCGAGCUUACACAAAAUUCAAGUGGGAUGAAGAAAAGAAGAUGGUGGUGAUCCCUCUAGAAGAGCUUGAUGAAUGGAAAAAGUAUUGUCAGGAAAAUCCUAAUGCCUCUGGAUACUUGAACAAGUGUAUUGAUAAUUGGGACGACAUAAUGACUUUGUUUGCUUUGGAUAGAGCAACUGGUGAUGGGGCAGAGCAACACGAGGAGUCCGCUGCUUCUAUGGACACUGAAAUUGAAGGAGGGAGUACAUCGGAGACUUCUUCCGGAGGGUCAAACAAGAAGCUCAAGAGGGAUCGUCUUGCGGAUGCUGUUAGUAGUUUUGCGGAUUCUUUCAAAGAGUAUGUGAGUAAAGCGCAAGGCCCUCCGAAACCGAGUUCCCAAGAGAUAUACGACGUAGUCUCUAGCGUUCUUGGGCUUUCGGGUCAACAGGUGCUUCAAGCUGUCAAGAGGUUUAUGAAUGGCCCGGUGAAUGAGUUCGAUAUGUUAAAACAUCUACCGGAGGAGCAAAAGUUAGACUGGAUUUUAUUAUGUAUUAGUGAUUAGUAGUUCUGUUUUGUUGGUUGUAGGAUCGAAUUACAAUUCCAAACUUUAACUUGGUUUGCCAAACAGUAUUUGAAUUUGAAAUUCAACAUUUGAAAUUCUAUGA
Messenger RNA from Beta vulgaris subsp. vulgaris (sugar beet), 1307 nucleotides. RefSeq lists its product as uncharacterized. Lineage: Eukaryota; Viridiplantae; Streptophyta; Magnoliopsida; Caryophyllales; Amaranthaceae. The record is from RefSeq and is a predicted model, not a curated record. Bases 704 to 1204 code for a protein of 166 amino acids. The transcript is spliced from 3 exons.